Messenger RNA from Tarenaya hassleriana, 1138 nucleotides. RefSeq names its product 6,7-dimethyl-8-ribityllumazine synthase, chloroplastic. The record is from RefSeq and is a predicted model, not a curated record. NCBI's taxonomy places the organism in Eukaryota, Viridiplantae, Streptophyta, Magnoliopsida, Brassicales, Cleomaceae. Gene Ontology annotation, cellular component: intracellular anatomical structure; riboflavin synthase complex. The transcript has 8 exons. The coding region runs from base 106 to 789 and encodes 227 amino acids. Gene Ontology annotation, biological process: riboflavin biosynthetic process. Gene Ontology annotation, molecular function: 6,7-dimethyl-8-ribityllumazine synthase activity.
UCGACUGGGCAAGAUCAAGUGAAAGCUUCUGCCGGAGGUAGAGGUUAACUGAAACUCUCCUCCCGAGUUCCAAUCUUCACUCGUGCAAACUCUCUCCGGCGAAAAAUGGAAUCUUUAGCUUCGCCGCCGAGUCUCCGCCUAACGCCGACGGUGCGCCGUCAGUUCCUCAACCGUCAUUCUAGCUCCGCCUCAAAUUUUCGCGGCGAUCCACAUGUAAACAAACCCAACGGCCUCUCGUUCUCCUCAUCCGUGUCUGGGUUUUCUUCCCCAAUUGCUGUUGAGAAGGGGGUACGUGCAUCGUUCGUGCCAACGGCGGCUGUUCGCCAGCUCACUGGGUCUCUUACCAAAGGCGAAGGUCUUAGAUUCGCUGUGGUCGUAGCUCGUUUCAAUGAGGUUGUGACGAAGCUGCUUUUGGAGGGAGCACUUGAGACCUUCAGGAAGUAUUCAGUCAGAGAAGAAGAUGUAGACGUUGUGUGGGUUCCUGGUAGCUUCGAAAUAGGGGUCGUGGCCCAGAGGCUCGGGAAGUCGGGAAAAUAUCAUGCCGUGUUGUGUAUUGGAGCUGUGAUAAGAGGCGACACUACCCACUAUGAUGCAGUUGCCAACUCCGCUGCAUCUGGAGUUCUUUCUGCUGGCAUAAAUUCAGGUGUUCCAUGCAUAUUUGGUGUACUUACAUGCGAGGACAUGGACCAGGCUCUGAACCGAGCUGGUGGCAAAGCCGGGAAUAAGGGUGCUGAAGCUGCUUUGACUGCCAUCGAGAUGGCGUCCUUGUUUGAGCACCACCUGAAAUAGCUGCUGCGUCGUGGACAACGGAAAUAGUCUGCUUUCUCGGCUUACCCCUUCGGUAUCAAUCAAACUUGUCAUGCAACAAUUGUGUUUCCUUCUCGCAUUGUGACAAUCGCCACACUCAUACCUCCUCGAGGUUCUCUUAUUUUUGUUUCACUUCUUCCCCUGCAAUUCUUCUGAGUACAAGCAUUGGGGGAGGUGUCUUCACGAGCUCUGUGUUCAAAGUUGGAUCCUUUCGGAUCCCUGUAACCAUGUAAAGCGGGGGGUUUUAGACACCAAACAGAAGUUUACUCCUUUUUUAUUAUAUUUCUUGAAAUUCGAGGGUUGAAGAAGUAAUAAAUGUCUUUUUUAAACC